AACAGUAGGUGGAGCCAGACGAAGGUGUACACGGUGUACGCCAAGCACGCCAACACUGGAACUGAGAAGACGGGCACACAAGAAAAUUAGAUGUGAUAAAUCUUAGGUUUUACAUCAAGCUGGAGCUAAAGUCAAUACGUUUUUUUAUUCAAGACGGGAAGUCCGGACUACAGCACUGAAAACACCCAACAGUCCUGUUCACACAGCCGCAGAAUGGACGCUGCUCCAGGAUAAAGUGAAUCAUGUCUCCUGCUGUUUAUCUGUCACUUCUGGUUGUGUUAUCGUGUCACCAGAGGAUCUGCUCGGGAUCCCAUGUCCUCAGGUUCCAGGCAGGGUGGUCUUCAGACACAACACUAACCAUGAUGUAUCAAAGCAACGAAGACAAGUGUGACCUUGUGAUGAACCUCAACUCUUCAGAGCGUUGUGCCUUCGUGAAGAACACAUCGGACUGUGACAUGGAAGAUGGCUUCAUCAACUACAUUAAAGUGGCCUUCUGUCUUCUUCCUACCAACCUCACACCUCUCGUCAUUACCCUCUGUAUUAUAUGGCUGCUCUUUUUGUUCCUCAUUCUUGGACUCACAGCGUCUAAAUUUUUUUGUCCCAACCUGUCGGCCAUCUCUACCAGUCUGCACCUCACUCACAACGUGGCUGGUGUGACAUUCCUCGCUCUCGGUAACGGGGCUCCUGAUAUCUUCAGUGCCAUUGCGGCUUUCUCCAACCCGCACACUGCCGGGCUGGCUGUCGGAGCCUUAUUUGGAGCCGGGAUAUUUGUUACCACAGUGGUUGCGGGAAGUGUAGCUCUGGUGAAGCCUUUCCCUGUUGCCUCACGUCCAUUUCUGCGUGAUGUCACCUUUUAUAUGGUGGCUGUGUUUUGGACUUUCCUCAUGUUGUACAGAGGAACCACAACACUGAAAGAAACACUUGGCUACCUGGCCCUCUAUGUGGUGUAUGUGUUGACUGUUAUCAUCAGUGCAUAUAUCUACAACCGACAGAAACAUUCAAUGAAUUCGAGUGACCACACUGUUGCACGUAUUCCAGCAGAGUUUAGCUCUUCUGACUCAUCUGAUGACGACGUGCCCUGUGUGCUUGAUGGAUCCAUCCAGCAGGAGUAUGAGUCAGAGUACAGACCACUUCUGCCAUACACUGAGAGCACAGCUCAGAUCCUGCUGAGUGCUCUGAACCCAGUCGACAGCAGGAAGUGGAGGAGGAAAUCAUGGAGGUGGAGAACUCUCAAAGUUCUGAAGACACCUUUAGAGGUUCUCCUACUGCUCUGUAUCCCUGUGGUUGACCCUGAUAAAGAGGACAAGAACUGGAGACGGCCAUUAAACUGCCUCCAUCUUAUCACUUCUCCCUUGGUGUGUGUGCUUGCCUUCCAGUCUGGAAUAUAUGGAAGUUACAUGAUCAAAGGGCAGUUUCCCCUGUGGCUGCUGAUUCUGCUUUUGGGACUUUUCCUGUCUGCCAUUGUCUUCUGUACCACCACAAAUGACUGUCCUCCAAGAUAUCAUUCAUUGUUUGCUCUCCUGGGCUUCGUUGUGAGUGCUGUGCUGAUCAGUGCAGCAGCCUCUGAAGUGGUCAGCCUUCUGCACAUGCUCGGUGUGGUGCUGAGUCUCAGUAACACUGUGUUGGGUCUGACUCUGUUGGCCUGGGGAAACAGCAUAGGAGACUGUUUUUCUGACAUUACCAUUGCCCGGCAGGGCUACCCACGCAUGGCCAUAUCUGCCUGCUUUGGAGGCAUCAUUUUCAACAUGCUGUUUGGAGUGGGGUUAGGGUGUCUGUUUCAAAUAUAUAAAACACAUUCUUAUGUGCAGUUUGAAAUCGAGGGUUUACUGACGUGGAUUCUCGCGGGGUCUCUGGGUUUAUCUUUGGUCCUGUCCUUCAUCAUUGUUCCACUGUGCCAGUUCCACCUGGGUCGGCCAUACGGGAUCUUCCUCCUCUUCUUCUAUGCCGUCUUUCUUGUCAUUGCACUGCUCACGGAGUUCGGAGAGAUCCACAUGGUAUAAAUCUGACACUGAGGCCAGUCUGCAGCAAGGGAUCCUUUUCCAUGAAGCAACUUGAACAGAGGCAGCACUGACCUACACAUGAUAUUAAUGCACUAUUUAUAUAAGAAUCAUGAUUACACUCUGUGCACUGGCCUGCUGUUGAAAAACCAAAAGAGGCAACUUCUCAACAAACUCUUCUGCUCAGAGCUGAAACGAAUCAUCGCAUUGUGCCUUUAUUACAACUACUUAUUUGUGCUGACUGAAGCUGUGACGGCACUUUGAGAGUCCACAGGGAAGACACAUAUAUUUGUAAAUUAAAACAUUGGGUAUGCACUAAAUGCACUGUAAAUCAAACUGUUAAAUGACCCUGUACGAAGCUGCAUUUGGGGCAUUAAAAUAAUCUGGGUUUGGUAUUUGCUUUUA
Messenger RNA from Notolabrus celidotus (New Zealand spotty), 2402 nucleotides. It is a transcript of the gene slc8b1, whose product is annotated as solute carrier family 8 member B1. Gene Ontology annotation, biological process: calcium export from the mitochondrion; intracellular calcium ion homeostasis. Gene Ontology annotation, cellular component: membrane. The transcript has 15 exons. NCBI's taxonomy places the organism in Eukaryota, Metazoa, Chordata, Actinopteri, Labriformes, Labridae. Gene Ontology annotation, molecular function: calcium:sodium antiporter activity. The record is from RefSeq and is a predicted model, not a curated record. Bases 243 to 2000 code for a protein of 585 amino acids.